AUGGAGAGUGAAGAGAGCUUUUUGGUGUUAGUGCAUCAUUCUGGAAAAAUAAAAAAGAGUAAGAGGCAUGGUGUGAAGUUUACAGACAGAAAACCGCUGAGUAUUUUUGUCAGGUCGUCUGAUACACUGUUGGAUCUGAAGAGCAGUAUACUGCAGAAGUUGGCCGUAGGUGGCACAAAGUGGGUGAAGAAGCUGUUCUACAAGAUACCUAUUGCGGUUGUGUCAACCGGCGUGCAAUAUAAAACGUUCGUGUUACGAACAGAUGAAGAUAUGCGGGUGUUGUUUCAUUGUCGUCGGAGUUUUCCAGAAGUGAGGAUACAUGAGUUGUUUGCGAAGCUGGAACAUGGGAUCGAUAGUUGUGGUACAUCCGCUCCAAACCCCCAGUCCACCACGAUGGGUGGUGCCUCCACCUCGAUGCCCGUCGUUGCACCUGAGUGUUUGUUGGAGUAUCGGCCAGCCGGUCCAGUUGGGGCAUUCACCUCAACUCAUCCAUCUGCAGAUGUAGAACAUGAGGGGGAACCGGAUCGGGUGGAAAAUGCUAUGCAAGAGGAUGACUCCGAUGAAGAGCCUGUUGACAUUGGAGGGGACAGCGAUGAUGAAAUUCCGACAAAUCCAGGAACAUGUCAAUCACCGUCAAGUGCCGGCACACAUGAGCAACCUGCACAUUAUUCUACCCUAGAUCUGGGAGCCAUCAGCCAACCAACAGAUCCAGCACCAACCUUUGGGGGUCGAGGCUUGCACGAGGAAAAUUUUGUAGCUGAAUUUCAAGUUGGCCAAUCUUUCCAUAGUAAGGAGGAAGCUGUGCUUACUGUAAAGGAUUACAGCAUUCGGCGCGGUGUUGAGUAUAGAGUGAUGGAGUCAGAUCAUCUUAAGUACCAUGGGAGAUGCAAGGAGUUUGGGAAGGGUUGCACAUGGAUGAUUCGCAUCAGCCUUCGAGCAUGGAAGGGAACCUGGGAGGUUCGGCGGUACAACGGACCACACACAUGUUUGGCUACAUCGAUAUCCAACGACCACCGACAACUAGAUUAUCACGUGAUCUGUGCCAAGAUCUUUUCUAUGGUUCGCGCCAAUGCGGCGGUGUCGAUAAAGGUGUUGCAAGAAGCUACCGAAGGAACGUACGGGUUCAAGCCAAGUUACAGGAAGACGUGGUUGGCAAAAUAG
This is a messenger RNA of Arachis ipaensis, 1161 nucleotides long. RefSeq lists its product as uncharacterized. NCBI's taxonomy places the organism in Eukaryota, Viridiplantae, Streptophyta, Magnoliopsida, Fabales, Fabaceae. The record is from RefSeq and is a predicted model, not a curated record.